UAACCAUAAUCAUAAUAAUAAUCAUGUGUAUAUUAUUUACAUAAAUUUAACCGCAUUUUAACGACAUCGAUUCUCGAACGUGUGAAGUUAACAUUUAUGUAGUAUAAUAGUACUUACAUGUUUACAUGGAGAGUUAUUAUUAUUAUAUUUCAAUACUAUAGUUACCGUUCUUUUAACGGUUAAUUUGAAGUUUAAGCGACGUUCGAACGCAUCGCACUUGAGCACCAUAUUAUUAUAUUAGACGACGACGCAGCCGCCGCCGCCGCCGCACACGUCGGAAGAGUCAGACGCAUCUCACUUUUCCCGCACUCUCUCAGUCUCUCCUUCGCUCGCUCGCUCUCGGACGCCCGGACGUCUUCGUUGUCUCUCCCGCAUACGUCUUGCUCUACUUGCCCUGUCACUGUCUCUUUUUCUUUCUGUUUUUUUUUUCGUUUAGUUUAUUUUUAUUUUUCAUUUUGUCGUCGACCGAAAAUGCGUUCGCCGACAGUUGACCGCGUAGUUCGCUGUGUCGGUACGUGUGCGUUUGGAAAAUGCCACUGAGCUUGGGCGGUUCUCAACGGACUGCAAGUUGCCAGUCAACUAUCAUAAUUCAUAAUAUUAUUUUAGUCAGUCAGCUGUUUUGGCUGUACCUAACAAUAUACUUUUACGUGAAUUUAUUGUUUUCGUUUUCAUUUAUUUUAUUUGUUUACUGAAAACAAGAAAAAAAAACUAGUCAAAAAAUCUAAAAAGAAUUAUAAUUAUCAAUAUGAUGCAAAACGGAAUGGAUUCACUACCACAUAAUGGUUCAAUACAUACCUCAAGUACAAAUUCUCAUGCAUCACAAGGAAAUUCUUUGAAUGAAGAAAGUAAAACCAACCUUAUCGUAAAUUACUUACCUCAGACAAUGACUCAAGAAGAAAUUAGAUCACUAUUUUCUUCAAUUGGUGAAGUUGAAAGCUGUAAACUUAUUAGAGAUAAAGUCACAGGAUCUCUUCCAUCAGGUCAAAGUUUGGGUUAUGGUUUUGUUAAUUACCAUCGACCAGAAGAUGCAGAAAAAGCAAUUAAUACUUUAAAUGGACUAAGAUUACAAAAUAAAACAAUUAAGGUAUCAUUUGCAAGACCUAGUAGUGAAGCAAUUAAAGGGGCUAAUUUAUAUGUCAGUGGUCUUCCAAAACAUAUGACUCAACAAGACCUUGAAAAUUUAUUUAGUCCUUAUGGUCGUAUAAUAACAUCAAGAAUUUUAUGUGAUAAUAUGACUGAUAUGUUCACAGUACGACAAUUUGUGGGAAAUACUGGAGGAGAUCAUUCGCCGUCAAUUUCAAAAGGUGUUGGUUUUAUAAGAUUUGAUCAAAGAAUUGAAGCCGAACGAGCAAUUCAAGAAUUAAAUGGAACUGUUCCCAAAGGUUCAACAGAAUCAAUUACUGUGAAGUUCGCCAAUAAUCCUAGUAGCAAUAAAGCAGUACCUGCAUUAGCAGCUUAUUUAACUCCUCAAGGAGCUCGAAGGUUUGCUGCUGGCCCUAUUCAUCACCCUACUGGGCGCUUCAGGUAUAUUCCACUCUCCCCUUUAUCCAGCACUGGAAAGACCAUGCUAGCCAUAAACAAAGGCUUACAGAGAUACUCUCCAUUAGCGGGUGAUCUGUUAGCAAACUCCAUGUUACCUGGUAAUUCAAUGAAUGGAUCUGGCUGGUGCAUAUUCGUGUAUAACUUGGCUCCAGAAACAGAAGAAAAUGUAUUGUGGCAACUAUUUGGUCCAUUUGGUGCUGUACAGAGUGUUAAAGUUAUUAGAGAUUUGCAAACGAACAAAUGCAAGGGAUUCGGAUUUGUCACUAUGACCAAUUAUGAUGAAGCAGUUGUUGCCAUUCAAUCUCUUAAUGGAUAUACGUUAGGCAACCGUGUACUUCAAGUAUCAUUCAAAACCAAUAAAGGCAAAGGAGAUGCAUCCAGUUUGUUAAUGUCUCUUGCUGAUUCAUUAACUGACUGUUAAUAAUUUCAUCAAUCUUCUUCGAAUAUUUUCAAAUGUUUACAUAAUUCAUUCUCCCUUCUAAUACAUCUUUAACUGAAUUUCAAAUUCGCUGAUAUUUAUCAUGUCUGAAGAAGGUAAAUUAUGUUUAUUUAUUAAUUAUAUUUUUAAUUAGAUACAUUUAAAUUAAAUCGCGUGCACCAUAAUAACGUUAUCAAAAUAAACACUUUUCAAGGCAUAUUAUAAAUAAUAUACAAAUUAUAAUUUUUUUUUUUUAAAUGUUAAUAUUUCCUAAAACAUUUUGUUAAUGUUUGUGCAAUAUAAUUAUUAUUGGUACCCAUCUUAUAUAAACAAUUUCCCAUUUUUCCUUUACUUUACUUUUGGAACAGAUUUAAAUAAUAAUUGCGCAAGCAUAUUGACUGAUAGUGUUCUGUUCUAUUUAACGUUGCUAGUCUAAGAUAUUCCUAAUAUUUUAUAUUUUAAAUUUAAAUUCGUAAAUAAUUUAUAAUAUUUUCUUUUUUCUUUUGUUGCUAUUAUUCCAUUUAUAUGUGUGCGUGUAUUAUGUGUGUACAUACCAAUGUAAGUGUGUUUAUAUUAAAUAUAAAUUCAUUUGUAUUUACUAUAUAUUUAGGUAAAUAUCAUAUUUACCAAUUUACAUAAAAUGUCCAUGAAAAGCUAUAUGUAAGUCAAUGUAAUAUUUUUACUUUUUUACUCACUCUUGAAAUGCCAUUAGGUACAAGAAAAAACAAUACAUUUUAUGUACUUAAUAAAAAAUAAUCUUAUCUUCCCCCCUUACCCUCAAUAAAAGACAACUUCUGAUACAAUUUCAUAUUUUUUCAAUUUAUUUAUUGUUUAAUAUUUUUUGAGUGAAAGUUGUUACCAACAGUUGAGAAUAUGAAAAUGUAAUGAUUAAGAAACUAUUGCAAGAACUAUUAUUCAUAGAAAACUUGUUCAUUUUGCAUUUAUUAAUAAUUCUGAAAGAAUCGAGUCAAUUUCUAUAACGUACCUACGUAAUAUUAAGAACAUAUUUAUUUGUUUUUUUUGUUACUUGUACACAGUUGUCCAAGUACAUAACCAAAUUAUUUGAUUUGUUUUUACUUGCACACAAACCAGUGUGAUUAUUGAUCUCGAUGAACAGUAUUCAACACUGUUUAAAAACAAUAACAUGUAAAUCAAACUAGUACUGACUGUAGUACAGAAUGUUAUAACAGGUGGACUUCUUGGAGAUUAUUUAAUAAAAGUUAAUAAUUUAAUUUAAAAUCACAGGGUAUGAAGGCAAGUUUAAUUCGAAAAUAAAAUUCCAUCACUAAAAACUGGAUAUUUUUAAUGCUAUAUUUAUUUAAUACUCAUCCUGGAAUGUUUAAAUUCUUCUUCAACUACUAACAAAACUUACAGAUUAUCUACUGUUAAAAUGAUAAGAAAUAAUUUUAAUCUUAAAAGUCAUUGAUUCUUUUACUAUCAUGUUAGAGUUCUAAAUGUUAUAGUCCUAUCAAUUACAAUGUUACAAUAUUCAAACUAAAUUAUUUAUAAGUUACAGAUAAUUAAAAAAAUUACCAAUACACUCAUGAAUCAGUGAAUCACUUUUGAAAAAUGUUUCUAAGAUUGUUAUAAUUAUCUCCAAAGUCCACCAGGUUUUUUCAAAAUAAAAUUUGAGUUUGAUUUCUGCUUCUUUACUUUAUUUAAUCAAUUUAAGGUCUUUUUUGUAUCAUCUUCCGUGUAGUUAUAAUUUAAAACAUCAGUACCUGAUUACGCCAGCUGUAACUAUAUUUUUUGACCGAAUUAUUGGUCUGAUUGAUUGUUCCUUCAUAAUUUAACAUUCCAGCACGGUGUUUGAUAGUGAAAAUAUUAUGAUGUACACGGAUAACAAAAAUAAAAGUUCAUAAGUUUUUUAUUUUAUCAGCUAUAAUAAAAACGUAUGGAAUAAGAAAAGACUUAAAUAUAAAUAAUAUAAUGAGAAAGAGACUGAAAUUAGUUAUCAGUAUACAAGUUAUGAAAAUUACGUUAAAACAUUGAAGAUAUAAACCAUAAUAUUAAUAUUAAUCAUGAUAUAAUGUACUCAAUAUUUCUUGAAGAGUUUCUAAUUCCUUUAAAAAAACCAUCUCUAUUUGAUAUAAUCUAUAAUUAUUCGUGUAUCAUUAAUUAAACAGUUCUAGUUUAGUAUUUUGUGUAUAUGACACCUUAUCAAUCAAAUUA
Messenger RNA from Myzus persicae (green peach aphid), 4132 nucleotides. Its product is annotated as ELAV-like protein 3. The coding region runs from base 746 to 1963 and encodes 405 amino acids. The record is from RefSeq and is a predicted model, not a curated record. The transcript has 10 exons. Gene Ontology annotation, molecular function: RNA binding. Gene Ontology annotation, cellular component: ribonucleoprotein complex. NCBI's taxonomy places the organism in Eukaryota, Metazoa, Arthropoda, Insecta, Hemiptera, Aphididae.